Messenger RNA from Rotaria sp. Silwood2, 321 nucleotides. The record is from the annotation of a GenBank genome assembly. NCBI's taxonomy places the organism in Eukaryota, Metazoa, Rotifera, Eurotatoria, Philodinida, Philodinidae.
AUGCCUCGCAAUGUUGUGCGUAUUUUAACAUGGAUCGAUCAGUUUGAUCAUGCUGAUAUUCUUUUUCAAGGCAAUAAUGAUUCCCAAUUUCUAAUUAUAAUACCGAAUAAACAAAACUCGAUCGAUCUCAGAACUGCAUCGUUCAGCCGUGCUAGCAUUGAUCUAGCUGACAGUAUAUUACUCAGGCAAGGUUCGCUUAAUUAUACCAACGCUGGUGGUUGUCAAUUUACUACUUGCUCUGUUGAUCGUCAUCUUGAUUUGCUAGUCGCACUAGGCGGUGAGAGUGAUGAUAGUCAAAUUUACCAUCUACGCAGAGAUUGA